This is a messenger RNA of Penicillium riverlandense, 1692 nucleotides long. RefSeq names its product glycoside hydrolase family 18 protein. The transcript is spliced from 4 exons. Lineage: Eukaryota; Fungi; Ascomycota; Eurotiomycetes; Eurotiales; Aspergillaceae. The record is from RefSeq and is a predicted model, not a curated record. Gene Ontology annotation, cellular component: extracellular region. The coding region runs from base 1 to 1692 and encodes 563 amino acids. Gene Ontology annotation, biological process: carbohydrate metabolic process. Gene Ontology annotation, molecular function: chitinase activity.
AUGCGCAACUAUCAAGCUGUUCUCCCCUGGGCGGUGCUUCUCUCCUGUCUGGGGAAGGCCCAGGCGGGAUUGGACUUGAACUCAUCUUCGAACAUGGCUGUCUACUGGGGCCAAAACUCGGGAGGUAAAGGACAACAACCUCUAGCCUACUAUUGCAAAAGUGAGUUGGAUAUUAUCCAGUGGAUACGCAGACAAGCUGACGAAGAGCUUUUAGACGAUGCGAUCAAUGUCAUCCCCCUGGCCUUUGAUAUGAUGAUCGAUGGGCCAGGAGGCGCUCCAGAAGUCGAUUUUUCGGUUACAAGUAAGGAGUGCGACGUAUUUCCCGGCACUCAGCUGAAGAACUGCCCACAAAUUGCAAAAGAUAUUAAAACCUGCCAGGACCAGGGAAAGACAAUUCUCCUAUCCAUCGGCGGUGCCACAUACAGUGAGGGCGGCUUCUCAUCAGAAGAUGAGGCGAAGGCUGGGGCACAGCUAAUGUGGGAGACGUUCGGGCCCAAGCAGGACGGAUCAGACGCAAAACGGCCCUUCGGAGAUGUCGCUCUGGAUGGGUUCGACUUCGACUUCGAGGCCAAUGUUCAGAACAUGGCUCCGUUUGCGAAUGAACUCCGCUCCUUAAUGGAUGCUGAGAAGGAUAAGAAGUACUUCUUGACUGCUGCACCGCAGUGUCCUUACCCAGAUCAGUCCGACAAGGAGAUCCUCAACGGCCCUGUUUCAAUUGAUGCCGUGUGGGUACAGUUCUACAACAACUUCUGCGGCGUCAACGCCUUCAGCAAGAACACCGAUGACUCCAAGUUCAACUUUGACCAGUGGGACAACUGGGCCAAGAAGGUAUCCAAGAACAAGGACGUCAAGGUCCUCCUCGGAGUGCCAGCCGACACGACCGCCGCCAGUUCCGGCUAUAUCCCCGCGUCCAAGUUGAAGGAUGUGAUCGAGUACGCUAAGACCUUCGAUAGCUUCGGAGGAGUUAUGAUGUGGGAUAUGACACAGGCAUAUGCGAAUAAUGGCUUUAUUGAUGAUGUGCGGGAAGCAUUGGGAUCAGGGCUCUCCAGUUCGUCGUCGUCCACUUCGGCGUCGGACUCGGCGUCUUCCUCUUCGUCCACUAACUCACCGCAUCCCUCACCAUCCUCCAAACCACCCGCGUCCUCGUCCUCUUCUUCCUCCUCAUCUGGAUCUGGGGACUCCUCCACUGGCGCUGAAACGACGACAACUACGACCUCUACCACUUCCACGAGCUCCGACGAGCCGAGCGCAACCCCCAGCGAUAACGGCGAAGAUCUCCCGGAUAGCACAGCCACACCCACGCCGUCGAGUUCCAGCGAGUCGUCAUCCUCGACCUCGUCCUCUACCCCGAGUCCAGCGCCCACGAGCCUGUCAACGUCGACCACUUCGACAAGCCAGGAGCCUCCCAAGCCUGCUACAACUACCACCAAGCCUCCCAAGCCGCCUACGACUACGACUACGACUACUCCCAAGCCACCUAAGACUACCAAUCCUCCCGGCUCGAAUGACGACAAGAAUAAUGAUGACAAGUCCAAGGAUGAUAUGGGCCUUGACCUUAUCCCUGAACUCCUCACCAACAAUCUGUUCAGUCUUCUCAGUACUCUCCGCCAAGCCAAUGGUCGAACAGAAGGACGUCACGCGGGAGGACAUCACCACGGAGGUCACCACCACCGUCGACAGUUCCGUGCUUAA